GUUGUCGAGCAUUAUAAUUUCGUUAUCGAAGUUGCGAGCGAAACUGAAUUGAUAUUUAACAAAUGUGUGCUGGCUAGUUUUAUUACCAUGUCGUUUUUUGCUUGUCUCGCUAUGUUACGCAUAUCAAAUAUGCAACAAUUUACCACCGAACAUUUACAGCUUUUGUACUAUAUCAUUGGACCUUUGGUACUGUUUUUCGUCGACUGCUAUUUUACACAGGAGGUGAUUACGGAGAAUGAAGCUUUCGCUUAUUCAUUUUACGAAAUUGAUUUUAUCGGAACCAACUUGGCAUUUCAAAAAUGUUUAAUUUUAUGUAUAGCAAGAACUCAGAGGUCCGUUUCAUUUACGAUUGGACAAUUUGCACCUCUUACGAUGGUUGCAGCAGUUACAAUCCUAAAAGCCUCUUUUUCUUACUACACUCUGUUGGAGAGCCGCCAAGGGAAAUAGGAACAAAUGUGUGUUGGGUGAGAUUCAAUAUAGACCGUUUUUAAG
Photinus pyralis (common eastern firefly) is the source of this 492-nucleotide messenger RNA. Its product is annotated as odorant receptor Or2-like. Gene Ontology annotation, biological process: detection of chemical stimulus involved in sensory perception of smell; sensory perception of smell. NCBI's taxonomy places the organism in Eukaryota, Metazoa, Arthropoda, Insecta, Coleoptera, Lampyridae. The coding region runs from base 88 to 447 and encodes 119 amino acids. The record is from RefSeq and is a predicted model, not a curated record. The transcript has 3 exons. Gene Ontology annotation, molecular function: olfactory receptor activity; odorant binding. Gene Ontology annotation, cellular component: plasma membrane.